AUGGUUCGAUACGCUGCCCAGGAGAUCCUCCCCGAGAAGUCGGCCCGCGCCCGCGGUGCCUACCUCCGAGUGUCCUUCAAGAACACUCGUGAGACCGCCCAGGCCAUCAACGGAUGGAAGCUGCAGCGCGCUGUUGCUUUCCUCGAGAAUGUGAAGGAGCACAAGGAGGCCGUCCCCAUGCGACGAUACGCCGGCAGCACCGGACGAACCGCCCAAGGCAAGCAGUUCGGUGUUUCCAAGGCCCGCUGGCCCAUCAAGUCCGCCGAGUUCCUCCUCGGUCUCCUCAAGAACGCUGAGGCCAACGCCGAUGCCAAGGGUCUCGACACCGGUGCCCUGGUCGUCAAGCACAUCCAGGUCAACCAGGCCCCCAAGCAGCGAAGGCGAACGUACCGUGCCCACGGUCGCAUCAACCCUUACAUGUCGAACCCCUGCCACAUCGAGCUCAUCCUGACCGAGGCUGAGGAGGUUGUCCAGAAGUCCGAUGCCGUUGUCGGCCGUGAGCACCUUAGCUCUCGCCAGCGUGGUGCCCGCAUCCGCAAGGCUCUUACUGAGGCGUAA
This is a messenger RNA of Ilyonectria robusta, 558 nucleotides long. RefSeq names its product 60S ribosomal protein L17. Gene Ontology annotation, cellular component: ribosome; cytosolic large ribosomal subunit. Gene Ontology annotation, molecular function: structural constituent of ribosome. Bases 1 to 558 code for a protein of 185 amino acids. The record is from RefSeq and is a predicted model, not a curated record. Gene Ontology annotation, biological process: cytoplasmic translation. Lineage: Eukaryota; Fungi; Ascomycota; Sordariomycetes; Hypocreales; Nectriaceae. The transcript is spliced from 4 exons.